Molecule: messenger RNA, 7955 nt
Organism: Pan troglodytes (chimpanzee)
Lineage: Eukaryota; Metazoa; Chordata; Mammalia; Primates; Hominidae
Product: large ribosomal subunit protein uL16-like
Exons: 1
Coding region: 284-679 (131 amino acids)
Biological process (GO): translation
Cellular component (GO): ribosome
Molecular function (GO): structural constituent of ribosome
Source: RefSeq, a predicted model, not a curated record
GUUGAGGCGGGGCGAGGCCUGUGGGUCUGGCCCCGAGCGAAUGGCUUGGUAGAGAGUCAGAGAACUCUAUUUUUUUACUUAAUGAUGCUUCUUGAUGUCUAUGCACAAGGAUAAAUUUGUAUUACUGGAAUAUCGUGGCCAAAGGACCUGUUGAAUUUUUCACUUUCAUUGAUACUACAGAUAUUUUCUGAAUUGGCAAGUCCUCCAAGAAACUAUAAAAAUGUGUGUGUGCAAUGGCUGCACACAGCAGCUUCCUUGGUAGUGUACGCAGCCUGUUGGUUGUAUGGGUUGCUCUAAGGGACCUUGGAGACAGGCCUUUCCGAUGGAUGUUCAUGUUUCUGACGUUGCACUACCACAAUGUAGGCUCCAAACAGGCAUGCGAGGUGGCUUUGGAAAGCCCCAGGGCACUGUGGCCAGGGUUGACAUUGGCCAAGUUAUCAUGUCCAUCCGCACCAAGCUGCAGAACAAGGAGCAUGCGAUUGAGGCCCUGCGCAGGGCCAAGUUCAAGUUUCCUGGCCGCCAGAAGAUCUACAUCUCAAAGAAGUGGGGCUUCACCAAGUUCAAUGCUGAUGAAUUUGAAGACAUGGUGGUUGAGAAGCGGCUCAUCCCAGAUGGAUGUGGGGUCAAGUACAUCCCCAAUCGUGGCCCUCUGGACAAGUGGCUGGCCCUGCACUCAUGAGGGCUUCCAAUGUGCUGCCCCCCUAUUAAUACUCACCAAUAAAUUCUACUUCCUGUCCAAAAAAAAAAGUGUGUGUGUGUAUAUAUAUAUAUAUAUAUAUAUACGCGUAUAUAUAUAUAUAUAUAUACGCACGCCUCCUGAAGCCAGGAGGCGGAGAUUGCAGUGACCUGAGAUCGCGCCACCACACUCCAGCCUGAGUGACAGAGCGAAACUCCGUCUCAAAAAAAAAAAAAAAAAAAGAAUAGGAAAGAGAUUGUGGAGGUUGCAGUGAGCCCAGAUCGCGCCACUGCACUCCAGCCUGUGCGACGGGUGCGAGACUCCAUCUCAAAAAAAAAAAAAAUCAUGUUACUGCAAAGGACAUGAUUUCAUUAUCUUUUUUUUUUUUACAUUUGGGACAGGGUCUCGCUCUGUCACCCAGUCUGGAGUGCAGUGGCGAAAUUAUAGCUCACUGCAGCCUUAACCUCUGGGGCUCAAGUGAUCCGAUCCUUCCACCUCAGUCUCCCGAGUAGCUGGGACUGUAGGCGCAUGCUAACACGCCCGGCUAAUUUUUGUUUUGUUUUUUGAGAUGAAGUCUUGCUGCGUCACCCAGGCUGGAGUGCAGUGGCACAAUCUCGGCUCACUGCAACCUCCACCUCCCAGGUUCAAGUGAUUCUCCUGCCUCAGCCUCCCGAGUAGCUGGGACUACAGGCGCCCGCCACCAUGUCCGGCUAAUUUUUAUGUUUUUAGUAGAGAUGAGGUUUCACUAUAUUGGCCAGGCUGGUCUCGAACUUCUGACCUCAGGUGAUCCACCUGCCUCAGCUUCCCAGAAUGCUGGGAUUACAGGUGUGAGCCACUGCGCCCGGCUAAUUUUUGUAUUUUGUUGUAGAGCUGGGGUUUUGCCAUGUUGCUCAGGCUGGUCUUGAACUCCUGGGCUCAAGUUCUUCCUGCCUCAGCCUCCCAAAGUACUAGGAUUACAGGCGUGAGCCACCACGCCCAGCUGAUUGCAUUCUUUUUUUAUGGCUGCAUUACGUGUGUCUUCUUGGCUUGUUGCCCUCCUAUAUCAGACUGAAUUCUGGGGUGGCAGGUGGGACUUGUGCACCCCGGCCCUGCUGAGGUGCUCAGAUAAUGGGGGGAGGAAACUCCUAUGCCCCUCCCUCCACCCCUAAGAUUAUUUCCCUUCUUGUGAACUCUGGCAGGGGAAGGGGAGUGCCUUUAAGUUUGGCAGAACCCAGGUGUCCCUUCCCUGCCAUCCCUACUCAGUUACAGGGGGUUCCUGCACCACCAGCAUACAGGGCUGGAGAGAGGGAAGUAGUCAGGUGAGAGCAAAAGAAACCCACAUACAAGCUCCUUCCUCUGGGCCAGGAACCCAAGAAGCAAGGGGGGAGAAGAAGCCUCCCCAGCUUGCUCCUUGGGUCUUGACCCAAAACUCUACCUCCUGGGAAGUAUCCACCUCCCCCAAGGAAAAGCGGCUGUGAGAACAGCAGAUCUUCCUACAGCAGGCCAGGUCUCCAUGUGCAACCACAGCAGUGAGCCUUCACCAACACCUUGUGGUAGCUCUGAUGAAUACGUAAGUUAAAUAUUAAAGACCUGGAAAAACUGGGGCCUUCGAGCAAAGGCUAGAAGGUAAAACAAAGUCCUUAAGACCCUGCCUGGGUUUUCUCAGAACUUAAGAGUUCAGUUAAAAUAAUGGAGGCAUUCUUACAUACCUUGUAAACCUUGUACCAGGAUCCACUUUAUUUUUUAAAAUUUACUUUCUUUGGCAUCGGCUCCUCUCUCCUCUCUCCUCUCCCCUCUCCCCUCUCCUCUCCCCUCUCCCCUCUCUCCUCUCCCCUCUUUCCACGGUCUCCCUCUGAUGCCGAGCCGAAGCUGGACGGUACUGCUGCCAUCUCAGCUCACUGCAACCUCCCUGCCUGAUUCUCCUGCCUCAGCCUGCCGAGUGCCUGCGAUUGCAGGCGCGUGCCGCCACGCCUGACUGGUUUUCGUAUUUUUUUGGUGGAGACGGGGUUUCGAUGUGUCGGCCGGGCUGGUCUCCAGCUCCUAACCGCGAGUGAUCUGCCAGCCUCGGCCUCCCGAGGUGCCGGGAUUGCAGACGGAGUCUCGUUAACUCAGUGCUCAAUGGCGCCCAGGCUGGAGUGCAGUGGCGUGAACUCGGCUCGCUACAACCACCUCCCAGCCGCCUGCCUUGGCCUCCCUUAGUGCCGAGAUUGCAGCCUCUACCUGGCAGCCACCCCGUCUGGGAAGUGAGGAGCGUCUCCGCCUGACCGCCCAUCGUCUGGGAUGUGAGGAGCCCCUCUGCCUGGCUGCCCAGUCUGGAAAGUGAGGAGCGUCUCUGCCCGGCCGCCAUCCCAUCUAGGAAGUGAGGAGCGUCUCUGCCCGGCCGCCCAUCGUCUGAGAUGUGGGGAGCACCUCUGCCCUGCCGCCCUGUCCGGGAUGUGAGGAGCGUCUCUGCCCGGCCGCCCCAUCUGAGAAGUGGGGAGACCCUCUGCCUGGCAACCGCCCCGUCUGAGAAGUGAGGAGCCCCUCUGCCCGGCAGCCACCCCGUCUGAGAAGUGAGGAGCGUCCUCCCUCCUCGUCCGGGAGGGAGGUGGGGGGGUCAGCCCCCCGCCCGGCCAGCCGCCCUGUCCGGGAGGUGAGGGGCGCCUCUGCCCGGCCGCCCCUGCUGGGAAGUGAGGAGCCCCUCUGCCCGGCCGGCCGCUCCGUCCGGGAGGGAGGUGGGGGGGUCGGCCCCCCGCCCGGCCAGCCGCCCCGUCCGGGAGGUGAGGGGCGCCUCUGCCCGGCCGCCCCUACCGGGAAGUGAGGAGCCCCUCUGCCCGGCCAGCCGCCCCGUCCGGGAGGGAGGUGGGGGGGUCAGCCCCCCGCCCGGCCAGCCGCCCCGUCCGGGAGGGAGGUGGGGGGAUCAGUCCCCCGCCCGGCCAGCCGCCCUGUCCGGGAGGUAGGGGGCGCCUCUGCCCAGCCGCCCCUACUGGGAAGUGAGGAGCCCCUCUGCCCGGCCAGCCGCUCUGUCUGGGAGGGAGGUGGGGGGGUCAGCCCCCCGCCCGGCCAGCCGCCCCGUCCGGGAGGGAGGUGGGGGGGUUAGCCCCCCGCCUGGCCAGCCGCCCCGUCCGGGAGGUGAGGGGCGCCUCUGCCCGGCCACCCCUACUGGGAAGUGAGGAGCCCCUCUGCCCGGCCAGCCGCCCUGUCCGGGAGGGAGGUGGGGGGUCAGCCCCCCGCCCGGCCAGCCGCCCCGUCCGGGAGGUGAGGGGCGCUUCUGCCCGGCCGCCCCUACUGGGAAGUGAGGAGCUCCUCUGCCCGGCCACCACCCCAUCUGGGAGGUGUACUCAACAGCUCAUUGAGAACGGGCCAUGAAGACAAUGGCGGUUUUGUGGAAUAGAAAGGGGGGAAAGGUGGGGAAAAGAUUGAGAAAUCGGAUGGUUGCCGUGUCUGUGUAGAAAGAGGUAGACAUGGGAGACUUUUCAUUUUGUUCUGUACUAAGAAAAAUUCUUCUGCCUUGGGAUCCUGUUGAUCUGUGACCUUACCCCCAACCCUGUGCUCUCUGAAACAUGUGCUGUAUCCACUCAGGGUUGAAUGGAUUAAGGGCGGUGCAAGAUGUGCUUUGUUAAACAGAUGCUUGAAGGCAGCAUGUUCAUUAAGAGUCAUCACCACUCCCUAAUCUCAAGUACCCAGGGACACAAACACUGCGGAAGGCCGCAGGGUCCUCUGCCUCGGAAAACCAGAGAACUUUGUUCACUUGUUUAUCUGCUGACCUUCCCUCCACUAUUGUCCUGUGACCCUGCCAAAUCCCCCUCAGCGAGAAACACCCAAGAAUGAUCAAUAAAAAAUAAAAAUAAAAAAAUAAAAAAAAAAGAAAAUAAAAAAUCUUAGCAAACAUAGGGAGAAUUAUAAACUAACAUUUAUCAUACAUACCCAUCACAAGGCUUCAGCAAUUCUCAUACUUUUCUCUUUCAUUUUUAAUUAUCAACUUCAAUUAUUCUGGUAAUAUUUUAAAGUAAGUAUAUUAUGUUGUCAGUUUGUAGAAAUCUGAGUACCUAUAUCUAAGAAAUAAAGAGAAAAAUAAAAAUAGUACUAUAAAAUCUAAGUAAAUACAAGUAUUCUUUAAAAAAAUAAAAAUAAAAAAAAAUAAAAUUUAUUUUCUUUUCUUUAUUAUUUUGAGACAGAGUUUCGCUCUUGUUGCCCAGGCUGGAGUGCAGUGGCACGAUCUCGGCUCACUGCAACCUCCACCUCCCGGGUUCAAGCCAUUCUCCUGCCUCAGCCUCCCGAGUUGCUGGGAUUUAAGGCAUGCGCCACCAUGCCCAGCUAAUUUUGUAUUUUUAGUAGAGAUGGGGUUUCACCAUGUUGGUCAGACUGGUUUCGAACUCCUGACCUCAGGUGAUAGCUGAUCCGCCCGCCUCGGCCUCCCAAAGUGGUGGGAUUACAGGUGUGAGCCACUGCGCCCAGCCUUUUUUUUUUUUUUUUUUUUGAGAGAGAGUCCGACUCUGUCCCCCAGGCUGGAGUGUAGUGGUGUGAUCUCGGCUCACUGCAACCUUUGCCUCCUGAGUUCAAGUGAUUCUCGUGCCUCAGCCUCCCAGGUAGCUGAAACUACAGGCAUGUGCCACCACACCUGGCUAAUUUUUGUAUUUUUAGUAGAGACAGGGUUUUGCCAUGUUGCCCAGGCUGGUCUUGAACUCCUGACUUCAGGUGAUCUACCACCUUGGUCUCCCAGUGUUGGGAUUACAGGUGUGAUGUAAUGGCACCCGGCCCCAUUUUCCUCUUCUCUCAGCAGCACUUCCCAUCCCUUUCCCAACUCCUCGCCCCACAGCUCAGCACCAAGACCCUGUGCUUGGCAGAUCUUUGAAUCAAGCACUGAGAAAUUAGAACAUUUUGAAAAAGCAAACAUUUCCUUUUCCACCCCCGGUGAUUACAAAAGUAACAUAUGUUCUGUGUCAGAAAUCUGGAAAAACACCACAAAGAGGGAAAAUGAGGCCGGGUGUGGUCGCUCAUGCCUGUAAUUCCAGCACUUUGGGAGGAUCACUUGAGGCCAGGAGUUUGAGACCAGCCAGGGCAACAUAGUGAGACUGUCUCUCCAAAAAUUAAAAAAAUCAGCCAGGCGUGGUGGUGCACGCCUGAAGUCCCAGGAGGUGAGUCCCCUUGAGUCCAGGAAUUGGAGGCUGCAGUGAGCUAUAAUUGUGCCACUGCACUCCAGCCUGGGUGACAGAGCAAGACACUGUCUCAAAAAAAAAAAAAAAUUAAAAAAUUAAAAAAUUAAAAAAAAAGAAGGGAGAAUGAGACUCUCAGUAAUCCUACCAUGAAGUGGUAACUACAGUCAAUGCUUGUGUGACCCCGCAUUUCUUUGUUUUCAAACAGUCUCACUCUGUUGCCCAGGCUGGAGUGCAGUGGCAUGAUCUCAGCUCACUGUGACCUCUGCCUCCUGGGUUCAAGCGAUUCUCCUGCCUCAGCCUCCUGCGUAGCUAGGAUUACAGACGCCUGCCACAUUUUUGUAUUUUUAGUAGAGAUGGGGUUUCCCCAGUUGGCCAGGCUGGUCUCGAACUCCUGACCUCAAGUGAUCCACCCACCUUGGCCUCCCAAAGUGUUGGGAUUAUAGGUGUGAGCCACCGUGCCCGGCCGUGACCCAGGAUUUCUAAGAGAAUGCAAAGAUGUGCUGCUUCUAAACUUCCUUAGGCACCUCAGCCCCCUCAGCUCACUUUUGACCUUCCAAUCUGUUUCAUCCCAGCUAGAGUCUCCCCAAAAGCAGAGGCAGGGGAAUUCCCACAAAGGAAUGCCCUAAAUCAUCCCAAGAUGGGGCCAGUGGGGAUUUCAAGAAAACACCAAUUACCAGAGCAAUCAGUCCAAAGCGUUUAUUAGGGAAACUUACAGAGUGCUCCAACAAUCAUCAAGACAGGAACGAAAAGGGGUGUUCUACCGAGGCACAGCUGCAGCUAGGGGGUCAAGACAUGGAGUUCAGAUGCACAAGUCAGCAUGUCUGGUUUCCAUUACUAUUUUGAGUAAUGGGCCACCUGCUGGUCUGGCAGGUGUCAGCUUGACCAAAACAGGAUUGUGGAUUCUUUCCCUGGGAUGGGACGUUCCACAACCUUGGUUUUAUAUUUAGAUUUUCCUCCUUUUUGUUUGGUUUCUUUUGGAGACGGAGUCUCACUAUGUCUCCCAGGCUGGAGUGUAGUGGCGUGACCUCGGCUCACUGCAGCCUCUGCCCCCCUGGGUUCAAGAGAAGAAUUCUCCUGUCUCAGCCUCCCAAGUAGCUGAGACUACAGGCACAGGCCACCACGCCCGGCUAAUUUUUUGUAUUUUAGUAGAGACGGGGUUUCAGCGUGUUGCCCAGGCUGGUCUCCAACUCCUGAACUCACACAAUCCGCCUGCCUUGGCCUCCCAAAGUGCCAGGAUUACAGGUGUGAGCCACCACACCUGGCCUAUAUUUAGAUUUUCAAGGCCAGUUUCUGGAAUUUUUAAGCAAAGUACACGGGUUAAACAUUAUGAGACCUUAGCAUAGAAAAACAGAAGAAAGGUUGGGCGUGGUGGCUUACACCUGUAAUCCCAGCACUUUGGGAGGCCGAGGCAGGCGGAUCACCUGAGGUCGGGAGAUCGAGACCAGCCUGACCAACAUGGAGAAACCCCGUCUCUACCGAAAAUACAAAAUUAGCUAGGCAUGGUGGUGCAUGCCUGUAAUCCUGGGAGUUUCUCUCUUGUUGCCCAGGCUGGAGUGCAAUGGCACCAUCUCGACUCACCGCAACCUCCGCCUCCCUCGUUCAUGUGAUUCUCCUGCCUCAGCCUCCCAAGUGGCUGGGAUUACAGGCAUGCGCCACCAUGCCAGGCUAAUUUUGUAUUUUUACAAAAUUAAAGAGAUGGGGUUUCUCCAUGUUGGUCAGGCAGGUCUUGAACUCUUGGCCUUAGGUGAUGUGCCCACCUUGGCCUCCCAAACUGCUGGGAUUACAGGCUUGAGCCACUGCGCCUGGCCUUGGAGAAUUCUUAAACCACUGUAGCAGUAUAGUUCAACGAUACUAAAAGGUGGUUUUAGUCUCUGGAUCCUGCCAUUCAAAAGCAAAUAGGCCGGUUGCGGUGGCUCACGCCUGUAAUCCCAGCACUUUGGGAGGUCGAGGUGGGCAGAUCACUUGAGGUCAGCAGUUUGAGACCAGCCUGGACAACAUGGUGAAAUCCUGUCUCUACUAAAAAUACAAAAAUUAGCUGGGCGUGAUGGCAUGUGCCUGUAAUCCCAGCUACUAAGGAGGCUGAGGCAGGAGAAUCGCUUGAACACGGGAGGUUGCGGUGAGCUGAGUUUGUUCCACUGCACUCCAGCCUGGGCAACAGAGUG